Molecule: messenger RNA, 2471 nt
Organism: Vespa crabro (European hornet)
Lineage: Eukaryota; Metazoa; Arthropoda; Insecta; Hymenoptera; Vespidae
Product: elongation of very long chain fatty acids protein AAEL008004-like
Exons: 4
Coding region: 1454-2242 (262 amino acids)
Biological process (GO): sphingolipid biosynthetic process; very long-chain fatty acid biosynthetic process; fatty acid elongation, monounsaturated fatty acid
Cellular component (GO): endoplasmic reticulum membrane
Molecular function (GO): fatty acid elongase activity
Source: RefSeq, a predicted model, not a curated record
AACAAACCGGAGAACAAAGUAUUAAAAAUAAAAAUUCCAAAUUGUUUAUCUUUUCGACAACCUGUUUAUUAAUUCAAAAAAUGAGUUCGAUGAUAAUCCAAUAGUGAACAGUAAACGAGUUGCGAGAGAAUAUAGUUCGCUUGCAUCGAAUUUCUGAUUUACUGAUUUCCUCAUACAGACAUAUUAAAUUAAUUAUCAUUUUCACAAAACGCGAAACAGAGAUUUAUUUACUAAUUAUCGGUAUCACAGAGGAUCUAACCGUACAUAUCAAAUAAAUUACGAUUACCGUUCAGUCAAUUUUUAAUAACAGCCGUAUGCAACGUUUAGUGUAAACAAGGAUGAAAAAGAAAAAUAUCCAUUCCAUGGUAAUAAAAUGGACGUGAAGUCAUAAUUUUCAAUCGAAUGAUUCCAUUUGAUCGAACGAGAAACGAUACCGUAACUCUAUUUCAAUGGUUAACUUUAUUUCGAAGUGAGCAGCGAACUGCUCCCUUUUAUGAUUAUUAUAUGUAAAUCGAACGAAUUAAUUGAUUAUGGGUAUAUUAAUGCGUAUUGUUAUUUGUUUGAAGGCGAAUGAUCGAAUCGCAUGAAUAAUUUUUUGAGUGAUUAGAAAGGAGAGAGAGAGAGAGAGAGAGAGAGAGAGAGAGAGAGAGAGAGAGAGAGAAUUAAAAAGAAAGAAAAAGAUGAAAUGAAUAAUAUGAAAUGAUACUUAUCGAUUUCUUUUAUUUAUUAUAUUGAAUAGUAUUUUUGAAAUUCAAUGCCACUACUUUGAAUUUGAAUGGUGUUAGUAUAUUAUUAAACGUAGUCUACGAAUGGAAAAUAACGAAUGAUUUCAUAGUUACUUCUGCAUUAUUCCUCUCUCUCUCUCUCUCUCUCUCUCUCUCUCUCUCUCUUUCUCUCUAUCUAUUUAUCUAUCUAUCUAUCUAUCUAUCUAUCUAUUUAUUUAUCUAUAUAGUUUUCUCUCUCCUUCUUUUAAUGAUCAUCAUAAAAUGUAUAACUAAAGUCUAUAUUAGGUUCUUAUAACUAGCGUUGAGAGACGGCAGAGAGAGAGAGAGAGAGAGAGAGAGAGAGAGAGAGUGUGUGUGUUAAACAAUCAUGAACAAAAAUAGUUAUAUAUAUAAAAGGUGGACUUAAGAAAUUAUGUUGGGUCGCCUAUAGUAUCUUGUUUUUAUGAUUUGUAUGUUAAAUAUAUUAAUAAGCUAUGUCCUUGAAUACUAAAGAGCUGUAAGUUUAUGGUGGGAUGAACUAUGAAUUAGUGGGGAGUUCUAUUAUCGUUAAUGAUCAUAUUUUAUUCACUUCUUUAGUUCUUUUUAAACUGUAAGAAAGGAAAUACUAGCAGUAAUACUGUUCUUUUCAAUUAGUCUGUGAACAAUUAAAGCAGUGACUAUCAUUCUUCCCUUCGUUCUCUAUUUCUGUUUUUUUUUGGAGAAUCUGUUUUUCUUCCUUAAAAUUUAAAAUGGAUUUAUUAAAUACAUUAUUUUAUUUUAUACAAUUCGUUGAUCCACGAUUAAAAAACUGGAUAAUAUUUAAUUCACCGUAUCCAGUUAUUUUUAUUCUAUUUUUAUAUCUUUAUUUUGUUCUCGUCUAUGGACCGCAAUUCAUGAAGAACAGAAAGCCGUAUACAUUGCGAACAUUCAUAAAAUGUUAUAAUAUAUUUCAAAUAAUGGCAAACAGUUUAAUCAUAUAUAAAUUAUUAAAAAGUGGUUUCAUAUCAAGCAUAUUAUCGAGUAAUUGCGAACCUAUUUCUUACAAGGCAGACUCUACUGAUACAGAGAUAUUAGAAGGCUGCUGGUGGGUGCUAUUAACAAAAAUGAUCGACCUAGUUGAAACAGGAAUAUUUGUAUUACGAAAGAGAAAUCGUCAGAUUUCAUUCUUGCAUUUGUACCAUCAUAUCUCAACGUUGAUAAUCUCUUGGUUGUUCGGAAAACACUAUAUCGAUAAAAGAACUGUUUUUAUACCUUUCAUGAAUUGUAGCAUUCAUGUAGUGAUGUACAGUUAUUAUUUUUUUACUACGUUCGGACCAAAUGUCCGAAAAAUAAUCAAUCGAUAUAAAUUCAUACUUACCAUCAUUCAAAUGGUACAAUUCAUAAUAUUGAUAUGUUUCAUCUGGAAAAAAGGGAUAAAGAACUGUGAAUUUGCCAUUAUUCCUAGUUACGUGAUGAUUAUCAAUCUAUUAAUUAAUUUUAUUUUGUUUUAUAAUUUCUAUGAAAAAAAUUAUUCUAUUACAAAUACGAAGAAAUAUUAAUCUAAAUAUAAACUGUUAACAUUUAUCAUUUAUUAUUUUUAUAUAAAAUGAUAUGAAAGUUAAUUUUAAUUUAGUUAGAAAAUGUUAUUUUCUACUAUCAACUCGAUAUAUAGCGGAGGAAGAUAUAAGAUAUUGAUAGAGUAGACUAGGCAGAAAGAGAGAGAGAGAGAGAGAGAGAGAGAGAGAGAGAGAGAGAGAGAGAGAUCUAAUAAGUUAGUAUAUAAUAAAC